Messenger RNA from Heterocephalus glaber (naked mole-rat), 7400 nucleotides. It is a transcript of the gene Klhl24, whose product is annotated as kelch like family member 24. The record is from RefSeq and is a predicted model, not a curated record. Lineage: Eukaryota; Metazoa; Chordata; Mammalia; Rodentia; Bathyergidae. Gene Ontology annotation, molecular function: protein binding.
CGGUGCGGCCACGCUGUCGCCCCGGGGAGACGGAGACUGGAGGCCCACAGGUGGCCCGGGGUUUCGAACGGCGCCGCCGCUGCUUUUACGUCAGGCAGCGCCCGAGUGCCACGGCCUCAGCUCGGGGCUGCCCGGGUGGCGCGGGCGGCCAAGGGCCCUGUAGUGGAGCACCGACCGGACGGCCGUGGGUCCCCAGGGCCACGGACCCCGGAGCCCCGUUAGAGCGAUUUCGAAACGAGCUCGGCGCCGUCGCCGACGUUCUCCCCGCCCGCGAGUCUUUGUUUACCGAGCCCGCAUCGGGAACCGGCCUGUGGCUGCGGUCCCCGGGGAGCCUUGGCAGGGCGGGGGUGGGGGCCGAGGGCGUCCCGCGGCCGAGUCCCCGCCUCCCCCCUGCCCCCUGCUACUCCCCGCCUCGGCGUCUUAAUUUAGUUACCGACGUGGGCGACGGGGUGCAGACCGUUAACGCGCCGCGCCUGGGCCCCUCGGGGCUGGCGGGCGGGGCCGGCCGGCGAGCUCGCUCUGAGUUCUCAUUGGCGGACGACCUGUCACGAAGCGGGCCUCCCGGGCCGUGCUCCCCGCCCCCUUGAAGGUCUGGACAUUAAGACAGCACAAAAACUUUGGCUGGAGCUUUGAUCGAGCAAAUGCUAAAAAGCCACGUAAAGAAGAUCCCUAACAGCCAUUUCUCAACAAUUAUAUAGUCAACUGAUGUAACAAUGGUACUAAUAUUGGGACGCAGACUAAACAGAGAGGAUCUUGGGGUGCGUGAUUCCCCAGCAACUAAGCGUAAAGUUUUUGAAAUGGACCCUAAAUCUCUGACAGGCCGUGAGUUUUUUGACUUCUCUUCAGGAUCAUCCCAUGCUGAAAACAUACUCCAGAUAUUUAAUGAAUUCCGAGACAGUCGCUUAUUCACAGAUGUUAUCAUCUGUGUGGAAGGAAGAGAGUUUCCUUGCCAUAGAGCUGUUCUCUCAGCCUGCAGUAGCUACUUCAGAGCUAUGUUUUGUAAUGACCACAGGGAAAGCCGAGAAAUGUUGGUUGAAAUCAAUGGUAUUUUAGCUGAAGCUAUGGAAUGUUUUUUGCAGUAUGUUUAUACUGGAAAGGUGAAGAUCACUACAGAGAAUGUACAGUAUCUCUUUGAAACCUCCAGCCUCUUUCAGAUUGGUGUUCUCCGGGAUGCAUGCGCCAAGUUCUUGGAGGAGCAACUUGAUCCUUGUAACUGCUUAGGAAUCCAGCGCUUUGCUGACACUCAUUCACUCAAAACGCUCUUCACAAAAUGCAAAACUUUUGCAUUACAGACUUUUGAGGAUGUGUCCCAGCAUGAAGAAUUUCUUGAGCUUGACAAAGACGAGCUCAUUGACUAUAUUUGUAGCGAUGAACUUGUUAUUGGUAAAGAGGAGAUGGUUUUUGAAGCCGUCAUGCGUUGGGUCUAUCGUGCUGUUGAUCUGCGAAGACCACUGUUACACGAGCUCCUGACACAUGUGAGACUCCCUCUGCUGCAUCCCAACUACUUUGUUCAAACUGUGGAGGUGGACCAAUUGAUUCAGAAUUCUCCUGAGUGUUACCAGUUGUUGCAUGAAGCAAGACGGUACUAUAUACUUGGGAAUGAAAUGAUGUCUCCAAGGACGAGGCCACGCAGGUCCACUGGCUAUUCAGAGGUGAUAGUUGUUGUUGGAGGCUGUGAACGAGUUGGAGGAUUUAAUCUUCCGUACACUGAGUGCUAUGAUCCUGUAACAGGAGAGUGGAAGUCUUUGGCUAAGCUUCCAGAAUUCACCAAAUCAGAGUAUGCGGUGUGUGCUCUAAGGAAUGAUAUUCUUGUUUCAGGUGGAAGAAUAAAUAGCCGUGAUGUCUGGAUUUAUCACUCACAGUUAAAUACUUGGACCAGAGUUGCCUCUCUAAAUAAAGGCAGAUGGCGUCACAAAAUGGCUGUCCUCCUUGGUAAAGUAUAUGUUGUUGGAGGCUACGAUGGCCAAAACAGACUCAGCAGUGUAGAGUGUUAUGACUUCUUCUCAAAUCGAUGGACUGAAGUUGCUCCCCUUAAGGAAGCAGUGAGUUCCCCUGCUGUGACCAGCUGUGUGGGGAAAUUAUUUGUGAUUGGUGGAGGACCUGAUGAUAAUACUUGUUCUGAUAAGGUUCAGUCUUACGAUCCAGAAACCAAUUCUUGGCUCCUUCGUGCAGCUAUCCCAAUUGCCAAAAGGUGUAUAACAGCUGUGUCCUUAAACAAUCUGAUCUAUGUUGCUGGUGGACUGACCAAAGCAAUAUACUGUUAUGAUCCAGUUGAAGACUACUGGAUGCAUGUACAGAAUACAUUCAGCCGACAGGAAAACUGUGGUAUGUCAGUGUGCAAUGGUAAAAUAUAUAUCCUGGGUGGAAGACGGGAAAAUGGAGAGGCCACAGACACUAUUCUCUGUUACGAUCCUGCGACAAGUAUCAUCACAGGUGUGGCCGCGAUGCCCAGGCCCGUGUCCUAUCACGGCUGUGUGACUAUUCACAGAUACAACGAAAAGGGCUUUAAGCUCUGAAGCCAGGCUACCUCACCCAAGGAGCCGUGCGGAGAAGAUGACAGGUUUCGAAACUCCAGAGUGGGAACUUACCUCCUUCGUGCCCUAUGCAAAAACAGUAAAAAUAAUGAUCCUGGUGCCUUUCUCCCAGAAAUGUCAAUCUUGUAAACUGUAAUAAAGCCUUUCCUAUCAUUGAAAAAAGUUGUUUGUUGUUAAGGAUAAUAGCAGUUGUUGCUUGGCCUUUGGGAGUGUACCUUUGUAAAUAUUUGUAAGAAGCCUGUGUGGAGUAGGAAAUAAUGUCUGUACUUUUAGGAAUCUGUGAAUGGGCUCUUCAUUUAUAUAUUUUUAGCUACAAGAUUUAUUUUAUCAUAUGUAGAGAAAAUUGCAUGGCUGAAGCUUAGUUUAGGUUGACUCACCUAAUGCUAAGAACAUUUAUAUUGCAUUCUGAGAGGAAAAAGUCAGUUUUCAAAAUCUUUGUCACUGACAUACAAUUUCCAAAUUAGCUUAUUUUAUUAAAAUUUUUUUCUGUAAUUGAUAAAAAGGUAAAAUGACAAUUUGAGUGUCAUAAAAUAUUGAAUUAUUGUGACUUUUUUUUUUUUUUUUUGGUACCGGGGAUCAAACUCAGGAACCUGGCACUGCGAGGCAGGCGCCGGAACCACUGAGCUAAAUCCCUGGCCAGUGACUUCAUUCUUAUACUUGCUGUCUUACACAAAACACGUUUUUGUGGGGAAAGUAGGAAAUAAAAAUGUAAAUGCCCAUAAAAGAGGGAUUAAAAAUACAGAUGAAUUCCUAAGAAAAAAUAAAUAUUGAAGAAAAAAACUUGUGACCUACAGUGACUUUCCAAGUAGCUGUACAUCAAAAUAAGUCCUCUAAGGAAGUUUUGUUCCUUGAACCUGACAAGGGAGUUGAAUCCAUUUUGCAGUAUGGUCUUGUGAAAAACAGCGAUGAGUCUCUCCCAGCCCAGCAGGGUUUGGCCUCAUUAUUGCAGCGCUUUGGGUGACCUCGUCCCUGUUAUCCACUGUCUUGUGAACACCUGAAAGUUCUGAGAAUCUCUGUUGUUAGGGUGCCUUUCGUAGGCCAAACCAGGGACCACAUAUCUCAGUGGGUCCAUUUCUUUUAUAUUUAACUGGAAAGAAGGAAUAGUCGUUCCAGUCUUCUAAGAUACAUCUUUCACUUGGUACCCAUUGUGUAAAAUACUGAUCAGCAUUUUCAAGUUUCCAUAAGACAAACUGCUUUCAUUUAUAUUUCUCAACUCCAGUUUAUAAAGCUUACCAGUUUUCCAAAAGGAAUAUAGAAUUUUUUCUAAGGCAAAUAAAUGGACAUGGAACUACAGCAUAAAUAAUUACCAUGAGUCCUGGUUGGACAGAUACAAUCUACAGCAUCUUAGGCCGGCACCACGCAGCCUGCUGUCUUCACUCCCCAGUCACUGUUGUCUUUCACAUAAUUGUAUAUUCUGUGCCGUGGUGGGGGUGAUGCGGAGACCUGAUUUUAGUGUUGCCAGCUUUCUGUUAAAACCAAAGUAGUAAUCAAAAACCUAACAUUGGUAAACUUUUCUUCCUCGUCUUGGAAAUUUCAGGCAGAGAAAUUUUAAUGCUUAGCUAGAAUCUAAAUUCUGAAAAAAAAACUCUUAAAAACUACAUCUUUGAGGAAUUUUUAUUUUUUUAAGUCAUAAUUUUAAAAUGAAACUUUGUGAAAACUAUCAAAGAAAUUCAGAAAACAGGUGUCUCAUUUUAGUUGAAAGCCAAUUUGUACAAUUUAGGAUACUUGAAUAGUAAACAUCUGCAUUAUACUUUUGUAAAUAAUGGAACCUAUUUAGUUCAGAAAUUCUUUACAGUAAAUGAGAUAAUGUAUGAAAAAACUUGUAAAUGCUUAGGAUUAUACAAAUGAUAGGUGUUAUUUUCAUGUGUAUUGUAAGGUUAUGUCUAUCCAUAUAUAGACCACAUAAAAAGGCUUUCUCAAGAUAACUUUGUAUCCUAGUAUUUUUGUUUAUUAUACAAAUAUUAACUUGUAUUUUGUUAUAGUUCUUUUUCACAUCCAUGUGUUUAUUGUACAUUUGAAGUGAAACUUGAAAAGCCAGAAUUUGUUUAAACAUAAACCUCAUACCAAUAUUGUUUAAUUUUUUUCUCUAUCUAAAUUGAAUAGUUGUAAUUUGUGUUGAAGGCCACCAAGGGCUCAUCUUGAAUUCUAGAAAAUUAUUUUUGAAGUUACCCAACUGAUACUUUCACUUCAGUUAAAGAUUUUUACUGCUGGGUGUGGUGGUGCACACCUAAAGUUCUAGUACUCCAGAGGCCGAGGCAGGAGGAUUGCCCCCUGUUCAAGGCCAGCCUGGGCUACAUAGUAAGACGCUGUGUCAAAAAAAAAAAGAGCCUUUCCUAAUUUGUAAUAAUUAAUUCCCUUAUCCUUGAUAAAAUAAGAUAGAACCUUAGGUUAUAUGAAAAAGGAUAUGCCAAGCAAGUUGUUGUCAGGUUAUAUUCAUUCUGUCAUCCCAUAGUUGACAGGUUUUCUUUUGAUAGCUGAAGUUCCUAUGAGCUUCUGGGUUAGUACAUGUAUAUAUGUAUGUGUAUGUGCAGACAGUAUGGUUGUGUACACACAUACACAAACAUCAGGAAUCUUUGCAGUUUGUGAUCAGAAAAAGGAAAAAUUUGUUGAUCAUAUUAAAUUCAAUUCUAGAAUUUUCAACUAUUUCUAUAGUACUUUUUAUAUUUGAAAGUACAGAAUGAGCUGGGCAUGGUGGCACACACCAGUAAUCCCAGCACUUGGGAGGCUGAGGCAUGAGGAUCGCCACGAUUUCGAGGCCUGCUUGAACUACAUAGUGAGACCCUGGCUUAGCCAAAAACAGUACAAGAUGAGUGUCAGUAACGAUGACUUCUAUACUAUCAGAAUCUGCAUAGCACACCAGUUUUAGAAGGUCAGAAAAGAAAUCGGCAGUAAAGAUGAGUUUGCUGAACUAGCUGUGAUGCCUCAGUCGGAAAGGAAAUCCAGAGUAUGCUUUACAGAGCAACAGAAAGUACAAUUGAUGCGCGUGUGUUUCGUGACCUUUAACCCUUUGCUGUUCUCCAGUAUGUGAGGGAGUGCAAAGUCCUCUAACUUCCUCCUCUUCUGUGAUACUGCCGCUGACUGUACUGCGCGGGUAUGGUAACCUGUUGGCCCUUCAGUAACCAUUUUUUCCUAGAUGGCUGAAACAUAGGUAUUUACUCCAUUUAAACCAGGUUAUGAUGUAAAUACUCAGGGAGGGUAUUAACCUGUCACGUUUGGCUAUUUGGGGUGUUUAAAGUCCCAUAACCUUCAGUUGAUGAUUCUGAAAUUAAAUUUGGUAAAGGGGCUUUGCACACGGCAGUAGUUGAACAUUCUUUUAUACCUAGGAAGAUGAAAAUGUUUUUGUGAGCUGAUACAUUUUCUCUUAGUGAAUAUGAAUUGUCUAUCUCUGACAACCCUUUUUCAAACUCAGGAAGACAAAGGUUGAGUUACACUACUUUUGUCAAUAUGCAAACCAGGUGUGUGUUUCUUUUUCCUGUUACCUGGAUAUGGCAGUAGAUUUAACAAAUACUGUGAGAACCUAUACAUGACAGUAGAGGGGCUGAGUUAUUUGUGUGUGCCUUGUGUGUCUUGAGGUUUAUAUGUGGGAAAGACAUCUCCAGACUAUUUUCAAAAAGGAGAGCUUGCCAUUUAUAUGGUGCAAAGUGAUAAGACGCUGUCAGCUAAGGCUUCCUAUGGACUGCCUUUAUUUUAGGAAACUCAAGACAAUAGUUAACCUCCAUAUAAUUUUGGCCUUACUAAAAUUUGUUGUGCAUUAUGUUGAAAGCCAGGUUUACUUCACCUCACUCUAUUCUUCUUAGGUAAAUAAAUUCACCAUACCAAGUAACCAGAAUGGGUCAGUUCAGUUGGCCCAUAAGGCAGUAGAUUUGAGCAGCUAGCUACACCUAUUGUCACAUCAAAUGCUAGGCACCGGAAACCACUUGAGCCAGGAGGGUGAACUGUUAAUUGCAGAGACAUUUUCCACACACUUUAGACAUUUAUGAAUGUUUUACAUUUGUGUGAUUGCCUUAGAUAGUAAAUUUACAUAAUACUAAGGAUGAUGAUCUUUUUUAAAAAAAAAGUCGUAACAUACAUUAUCCCAAAGAAAAGUUUUUUGUUUUAGUCUUUUCAAAGUAACUGCAUCAGCCUUAAAUUACCAGUGCUAUUUCAGGUUCUCAAUCUAAAUAAAUCUAACUUAUCUAAUCAUAGGUAAGUUUCAUAUUUAUUUCCUGUAAAGACAAUAAACUUCCCCUUCUUAAGUGUUUUAAUGAGCACCAACUGUGGUGACUUGGUGGAAUAAUGUUAAGAGAGGCUGUUGUGUGCUUGGACUUUUAUUAUAUUUUUUAUUUUUACUUUUUGAUACCCAGGUGCUUUUUAAAAUUAUUCAGGUAACAUUGAUCUUAAAUUGACUAAGCCCUUGUAAAAGCCAUUUGUAAUAGUUACAUGUAGCGCUGAAAAAGCUUUUCUACUUAACUUUUAUUCUAUUCUUACAUGGUGUUUUCUUUUUUCCUGUACAGGCUUUUUCUUUAACUUUCUCGAAAAGGCAUUUAUUGUUCUCUUUCCCAAUGCCCCUCCCUGCAGUUUAUUUAAACUUCUAUUGAGAGAUUCUGGAGCUAAGACAGCCCAGCUUUAGAGUUGAACAAAAGUAUAAUCUGCUUUACAACUAGUACGUCCCGUGGCAACCAAGUGUCAUUUGCUUUCCAUAAGAGGUUCCAAAGUCUUCACAGUGAAAAAAUAAAAGUUUGUGUUUCAUCAUUCUCAAUUCAACUGUAGCACGUUAAUACAUGUUUUGUUUAAACUUCUUGCAUAGUUUAAAUUUAUGUAAGUUAACUAAUGUCUUUAACCAUUAUUACUUGACUAUGGUUGUAUUAAAUUUUAUUUACCAAAAAA